AGCAGAUAAGCCUGCAGCACAAAGCUUCACAGAGCAUUAGCACUUGAAGAUGGUAGCGAAUAUCGAAGACGUCGCUGACAAGAGCUUUGAUUACAUCGUGAUAGGUGGAGGGACAUCUGGCCUCUGUGUCGCUGCUCGCCUUUCCGAGGACCCCACCGUCUCGGUGCUCGUCCUGGAAGCCGGUAACGCCAACUUGGACGACCCUCUCCUGCUGCGCCCCGCUUCGUACGGAAGUCAUUUCGAGAAUCCAGCAUAUGACUGGGCUUUCAAAACGACGCCGCAGAAGUAUUGCAAUGGGACCCAGUUCACUUGGAAUCGAGGGAAGGGUCUCGGCGGGAGUUCUGCUAUCAACUUCCUGUGCUGGACGAAGCCUCCCGCAGCAGAGAUUGAUGAUAUCGAGCGGCUCGGUAAUCCGGGCUGGAAUUGGAAGAACUAUGAAACAUUCUCCCACAGAACAGAGACCUGCAUCUACCCUUCAGAGGAAGUUAUCAAGAAGCACGGUCUACGCAUAGAGGACUGGAAGAACGGCACCGAAGGACCCCUAUUGACUUCUUUCCCUGCCAAAAUUAACGCUGCAGAGCUCGAUAUACAGCAGACUUUGAUCAACCGUGGCCUCCCUCUGGCUAAGAAGCCUCUCGGAGGUGAUCCACUCGGCGUUUUCUUCGGUACGAAUACAGUCGACCCAAAGACCUCGACUCGUACAUAUGCCACGACGGCCUUCUAUCUGCCUAACGUUAACAGGCCCAACUUCACUGUUCUCGUCCAAGCUCCGGUAAACAGGCUAUUGACGACCAAAGAUAGCAAUGGGCUAGUGAUCGCUGUUGGCGUUGAGUUCCGUCACAAUGGCCGCGACUAUAGUGUAAGGCCGAACAAAGAGGUGGUGUUGUGCGCAGGGGGCCUUAAGUCGUCUCAAAUACUGGAGCUUUCGGGGUUCGGCAACCCACAGCUCCUCAAGAGCCUUGACAUACCAGUCGUCUUACCUUUGUCAACCAUUGGCGAGAACGUACAAGAGCAUAUUUUCACCGGAGUGACCUGGGAGCUCCGUGAGGAUGCCUCCUUUGAUACGCUCGAUGUGUUGAGGGAUCCGAAGAUAGCUGCUGAGCACGUAGAGCUCCACGCUAAGGGCGAGGGCCUUUUCACCAUGGGAUUGUGCGGCUUCGCGUUUGUUCCCUUGCAAAUGCUCUCGAAGCGCGCCGACGAUAUACACAAAGCUGCCCGAGACAAAAUUGAGAAGAAUGCCGCGAAGUAUCCUUCUGGCUUGCUCGAGCAGUACCGUAUCCAGUUGGAGCGACUAGAGAGGGGCGCUCCGGGGUGCGAGUACAUCACGUUCCCUGGUUUCUUGUCUCAGCCGAACCCGCCCAAGCCGGGAAAGAAGUACCUGACUAUGCUUGUCUUGACGAACCACUUAUUCUCUCGGGGCACUAUACACGUCAAAUCAAAGAAUCCGGAGGAUGAUCCAGAGUUCGAUCCUCACUAUUUCGAAGAGGAGAUAGAUCGCGAUACGUUCGUCGAGAUAGUCAAGUUCGCCAAGGGGCUGGCUCAGACCGCACCAUUUAAGGAUCUGGUUGCGCAGGAAGUGAAUCCCGGGCCAGAGGUCACAACGGAUGAGCAGAUCGCAGACUGGCUCAAGUCUUACAUGACGACGACAUACCACACUAUUGGAUCUUGCUCAAUGCUUCCGAAGGACAAAGGAGGUGUGGUCGAUUCCAAGCUGAAGGUGUAUGGCACGACCAAUGUCCGGGUGGCCGACUUGUCUGUCAUCCCGCUCCAUUUUGCCGCGCAUCCACAGGCUACCGCUUACGCUAUCGGCGAGCAGGCUGCCGACAUUAUCAAAGGUGUUCUGUAA
Gloeophyllum trabeum ATCC 11539 is the source of this 1846-nucleotide messenger RNA. RefSeq names its product alcohol oxidase. Gene Ontology annotation, molecular function: flavin adenine dinucleotide binding; oxidoreductase activity, acting on CH-OH group of donors. The record is from RefSeq and is a predicted model, not a curated record. Bases 50 to 1846 code for a protein of 598 amino acids. The transcript has 25 exons. NCBI's taxonomy places the organism in Eukaryota, Fungi, Basidiomycota, Agaricomycetes, Gloeophyllales, Gloeophyllaceae.